This is a messenger RNA of Emiliania huxleyi CCMP1516, 609 nucleotides long. RefSeq lists its product as hypothetical. Gene Ontology annotation, biological process: lipid metabolic process. The record is from RefSeq and is a predicted model, not a curated record. The transcript has 5 exons. The coding region runs from base 1 to 609 and encodes 202 amino acids. NCBI's taxonomy places the organism in Eukaryota, Haptophyta, Isochrysidales, Noelaerhabdaceae.
AUGGGCUCGCCCUCACUGGCCCUCAGUCACUUGUGCUGCGGCUUGUGUGAGCGACACUGCUCCGGCGACUGCCGGCACACUGAGACCGGCGACGGAGCGCUGCUGAUCACUGGUCACAGCCUCGGCGGCGCUCUGGCCAUGCUAGCGGCGCGAGACUUGGGCCCCGCGCUGGCUUCCAAGAUGUCAAUCUACACUUUCGGCAACCCGCGCGUUGGCGAUGCUGCGCUGGCGGAGGACACCGAUGCCGCUACUCGUGAGUGUGAGGGGCCCUUCCGGUGCAUCGUGGAGGACGAUGUCGUGGCGCGGCUGCCACGAGGCAAGCAGGCCAACCGCAUUUACGACUAUCGUCAUGCGGGAACCACCGCCCUCCUCGAGGGCGGCUCCGUGCGGCUAGCGAAGGCGGACGGGGAGGACUGUCCGCUGGCGGAAGUCGACCCGCUGUACGAAGGGGUCUUCCCUCCGAUUCUCAACUUUGGCGCCUUGCGCCGCUCCAACCUGGCCGAGUUUGCCGCGGAGAUCGGGCGCCUCGUGCGUGGCCGCCUCGUGGUCGCGCAUCUGAGCAAGAGCUACCAAGGCGCGCUGAGCAAGUUGGGCGGCGGGGAGUCAUAG